Nothoprocta perdicaria is the source of this 1787-nucleotide messenger RNA. Its product is annotated as solute carrier family 22 member 13-like. The transcript has 10 exons. The record is from RefSeq and is a predicted model, not a curated record. Gene Ontology annotation, cellular component: membrane. Gene Ontology annotation, biological process: transmembrane transport. Gene Ontology annotation, molecular function: transmembrane transporter activity. The coding region runs from base 1 to 1647 and encodes 548 amino acids. Lineage: Eukaryota; Metazoa; Chordata; Aves; Tinamiformes; Tinamidae.
AUGUCAGGCACUGGGGAGCUUUUGAAAGCGGCUGGUGGUUUCGGACCGUUUCAGAAAUGGCUGAUGGUGCUCAGCUCCCUUCCAUGCUUCAGCCUGUCUUUCCACCAGUUUUGCCAGCUCUUUAUGGUCCCGGAUGUGCCCCAUCACUGCGACACCAGCUGGAUCCGGGCGGUCGGUCCCAACCUGACCGAGGACGAGCUGCUGAACCUCACGGUGCCGCGGGGUGCGAGCGGGGCGUACGAGCAGUGCUCCAUGUACUCCCCUGUGGACCGCGACCUCGACUCCAUCGUGGCCUACGGCCUCAACGCCACGCAGAAGUGCAGCAACGGCUGGGUGUACCCUGCACACCAUGAGGAGACGCUGGUCACUCAGUUUGACCUUGUGUGUGACAAGAAGGACCUGAAUGACAUCUCCCAAGCCAUUUACAUGCUGGGGCUUCUCCUGGGAGCCAUGAUCUUUGGACCCUUAAGUGACAGAAUCGGUCGUCGGCCUGUUAUUCUAAUCUCCAUGCUCAUCCAGGGCUUAUUUGGUGUUGGAAUUGCCUUUGUGCCCCAUUUCUACGUGUACAUGGCCUUCAGGUGUGUCGUGGGGGCUUCCAUGUCGGGGAUCACCAUGACAAUAUUGGCUUUAGCUAUGGAAUGGGUUGGUGUCUCCUACCGGCCCCACGCAGUGCUUGUUUCUCACUGUUGUUUUGCCAUCGGACAGAUGAUUUUGGCUGGCUUGAGUUACGGUAUCCGCAACUGGAGACUGUUACAGAUUGCAGGAUCUGUACCUAUAUUUGCCCUUUUCUUCUACUUCUGGGUCCUACCAGAAUCAGCUCGGUGGCUGAUGACAAAAGGUAGAGUAGAAGAAGCUAAGAAGAUCCUUCAGAAGGCAGCAUCCAUGAACAAGCGCACCAUCCCACCAGGGCUCCUUGAGCAGUUGAAGCCUGAGGUACAGACCAAGCCUGGAAGUACUAUGGAUCUCUUCCGGAAGAAGCACCUCUGCAAGGUGACAUUAAUCAUGUUAUGCGCCUGGUUUGCCAAUAGCCUUGCCUACUAUGGGAUCAGUCUGAAUGUGACAAACUUUGGAUUGGACAUCUACCUGACACAGCUUGCAUUUGGAGCAGUGGAAAUCCCAGCUCGAGCGUCUUGUAUCUUGCUGCUACAGUGGUUUGGGAGGAAGAAAUGCCAGGGUUUUCUCCUGCUGCUGAGUGGUCUGGUGUGUCUGAUCAUCACUGGCAUCCCUGAAGAUCUGCCCGUGGUGAUCACUGUUCUGGCCAUCAUCGGGAAGUUUGCCACCUCGGCCUCCUUCUCCACCUCCUACGUGUACACAGCAGAGCUGUUCCCCACCGUGGUCAGGCAGACCGGCGUGGGGCUGUGCUCCAUGUCAGCGCGGGUAGCGGGGAUCAUCGCCCCGCUGAUCCGCCUGCUCGCGCGCUACCAUCACUCCGUGCCCAUGGCCAUCUUUGGCAGCGUCCCUGUCCUGGCGGGGCUGCUAUGCUUCCUGCUGCACGAGACCCGCGGCAUGGACCUCGUAGAUGACACCUCGGCGGCUGCUCCCCAGCACAGGUCCUGUGAAAAUGCCAACAGGAGCUCUGAAAAUGGACACGUGAAAGCAAAAGGUGGUGACCUAGACAAAGAGCACGCAGAGUCCACAUACUUCUAGCUGGUCCUGCAUGCAGCCAUAAUCAGAGGCAACUGAGCACUGUGUUGGCACUGAGGAUGGUCAGGGUCUCCAUUUGCAGUACACCAGCGCUCUCAGCCAAGCAGUCACUGCCAAUUCUUUUCCCCUUUAAUUUCUUUUUU